Messenger RNA from Acanthosepion pharaonis, 1893 nucleotides. The record is from the annotation of a GenBank genome assembly. NCBI's taxonomy places the organism in Eukaryota, Metazoa, Mollusca, Cephalopoda, Sepiida, Sepiidae.
AUGAUUCUUCCCGUUUUUCCUCUCUUUCUUCACCGACUCUUCUCCGACAGACACAUACACGAACAAACCCUGUCCACCUGUUUCUAUUUCCUCGCCGCCAUAUUUAGCCGUUUUCUAACGAGGGUCGUGUCAUUUCUUUUCUCUCGUUCUCUCUUCGCAGCAUACCUCGACGCUGACGAAGAGAAGGAAAUGAAGAAAAAACCGCUCUCUCUCUUUUCACUCACCUCUCUCUCACUCUCUCUCUUUCCGCCUCUCUCUUUUCACCUCUCUCUCUCUCUUUCCGCCUCUCUCUUUCCACCUCUCUCUCUCUCUCUCUCUUUCCGCCUCUCUCUUUCCACCUCUCUCUCUCUCUCUCUUUCCGCCUCUCUCUUUCCACCCCUCUCUCCCUUUCCGCCUCUCUUUCCACCUCUCUCUCUCUCUCCCUUUCCGCCUCUCUCUUUCCGCCUCUCUCUCUCCCUUUCCGCCGCUCUCUUUCCAACUCUCUCUCUUUCCCUUUCCGCCUCUCUCUUUCCACCUCUCUCUCUUCCUUUCCGCCUCUCUCUUUCCACCUCUCUCUUUUCGCCGCUCUCACUCUCUCUUUCCGCCUCUCUCUUUUCGCCGCUCUCUCUCUUUCCGCCUCUCUCUUUUCACCGCUCUCUAUCUCUCUUUCCGCCUCUCUCUUUUCACCGCUCUCUCUCUCUUUCCGCCUCUGUCUUUCCACCUCUCUCUCUCUCUUUCCUCUCUCUUUCCACCCCUCUCUCCCUUUCCGCCUCUCUCUUUCCACCCCUCUCUCCCUUUCCGCCUCUGUCUUUCCACCUCUCUCUCUCUCCCUUUCCGCCUCUCUCUUUCCGCCUCUCUCUCUCCCUUUCCGCCUCUCUCUUUCCACCUCUCUCUCCCUUUCCGCCUCUCUCUUUUCACCGCGCUCUCUCUUUCCGCCUCUCUCUUUCCGCCUCUGUCUUUCCGCCUCUCCCUUUCCGCCUCUCUCUUUCCACCUCUCUCUCUCCCUUUCCGCCUCUCUCUUUCCACCUUUCUCUCUCUUUCCACCUCUCUCUUUUCGCUGCUCUCUCUCUCUCUUUCCGCCUCUCUCUUUUCGCCGCUCUCUCUCUUUCCGCCUCUCUCUUUUCACCGCUCUCUCUCUCUCUCUCUUUCCGCCUCUCUCUUUUCACCUCUCUCUCUCUCUCUCUCUUUCCGCCUCUUUCUUUCCACCUCUCUCUCUUUCCGCCUCUCUCUUUUCACCGCUCUCUCUCUCUCUCUUUCCGCCUCUUUCUUUCCACCUCUCUCUCUUUCCGCUUCUCUCUUUCCACCUCUCUCUCUCCCUUUUUCCACCUCUCUCUCUCCCUCUUUCCGCAUCUCUCUUUCCACUCUAAUCUAUCUAUCUAUCUAUCUAUCUAUCUAUCUAUCUAUGUUCAUAUCUAUAUAUCUAUGUUCAUAUCUCUAUCUAUCUAUCUAGUUAGCUAUGUCUGUUCCUAUCUAUCUAUCUAUCUAUCAUCUAUCUAUGCCUGUUCAUAUAUAUAUAUAUAUGUGUGUGUGGGGGGGUGCGUGUGUGUGUGUGUGUUCAUAUCUAUCUAUCAAUUUAUUUAUCUAUCUACGCCUGUUCAUACCUAUCUAUCUCGCUCCCUCCCUCUCUCUCUCUCUCCCUCUCUCUCUCUCUCUCUCUCUCUAUAUAUAUAUAUAUAUAUAUAUAUAUAUAUGUUCAUACAUAUCUAUUUAUCUAUGUCGGUUCAUAACCAUCUAUAUAUCUAUGUUUAUUCAUAUCUAUUCUAUUUAUCUAUGUCUGUUCCUAUCUAUCUAUCUAUCUAUCUAUCUAUCUAUCUAUCUAUGUAUCUAUCUAUCUAUCUAUCUAUCUAUCAAUGUCUGUUCAUCACUAUCUACAUUUGGCCGGAAAAUGGAAGCAAAGAUGAUCAAGUAGUAUAG